UAUACGCAAAACGAACCAAACAAAACUUCUAUAAAAAUAGUUUAUUUUUAAACAAUAAAUAGUUACUACGUUGUAAAUGAAUCAAAAUAUUGUUUCAUCAUGAAUAACCGAACAUUUUUGGAUAUUGAUGACACAAUACUAACAAAGAACCUAAUAUUACCAGAAAAUGCAUCCAGGGAUGAUAAUUUAAUAAAACAAUCUGAUUCAAAGCCUUUCCUUGUCAUUCAACCUACACCUGGUAUAUGCAUAAAAACAAAGACUGAUGCUGGAGAAAAAAUAUUUCUAAACAUAUGUGUAUCAGAUAAAAUGCCACAACCUGAUGACAUAUCUGAUGCAAAACUUUUUGAGAUAUUAUCAGAAGAAAAUCCACAAUUUGUAAUACCUAUGAGUAUUGGAAGUGAAAGACUUGAAUCUGAUAGAGGUGGAUAUCCCUGCAAGACUUACGAUAUUGCAAUUAAUACAACAUAUUUUGAGAAAUGUCAAAGGAAACAAAUUUUUUUAUUCUUUACAAUAUCAGUUGUGAUGGAGGGUGUAUUAGAUAAAUUUAAUAUAUCUUUCAACACACAAGAUUAUGCAAUUCUUAAAAAUCGCAAGGUUAUGGGAAAAUUACAUCAACAUAUAAUUAAAAAUCGUGAACCACGAAUUCAUUUACAAACUCAAAAACCAUUGAUUGAAGAGAUCAAUUCUACUACAGAUAUUAAUGAAAAAAAGGAUAAAGUUAAUCAGUCAAAAAUUAUUUCAUCAGAAAUUGUUAGUAAUUCAGAAAGGAAUUAUGUUCUAUUGAAACAACCUUUGGAAGGACCACCUACACAUUUGAUUGGUUUAUUUGAAAUAUCUAAAGGAAUUACUAAAAAGGAGGUAGAAGUAUUCCUUGAUCAAGAUCGUAUUGUAGUCACUGUUGAGAAAACUGGUCUCACAUAUGAUCUAUCAAUUCCAUAUACCAUAAAUGUGGCACAUGCAAAAUGUUUCCUAGAUAAAGAUCUUGGGGUAUUAAGGUUAGAUAUGCCCAUAGAGAGUGCUUUAGAUAAUAUUCAAACAAAUUAA
Molecule: messenger RNA, 1044 nt
Organism: Habropoda laboriosa
Lineage: Eukaryota; Metazoa; Arthropoda; Insecta; Hymenoptera; Apidae
Gene: PIH1D1
Product: PIH1 domain-containing protein 1-like
Exons: 7
Coding region: 100-1044 (314 amino acids)
Biological process (GO): box C/D snoRNP assembly; rRNA processing
Cellular component (GO): ribonucleoprotein complex; cytoplasm; R2TP complex
Source: RefSeq, a predicted model, not a curated record